AUGGAUGCAUCUGAAAAAUUACUAGAUCACUUGCAAAAGGUGCAAGGCGGGUCUCAAGUUGAUGGCAAAUUGAUCAAUAAUUAUAUAUUGAUAAAUAAUACAAGCGCUGGGGGUGUUGAUCGAGAAUUCCUCUCGCGAUGUAUUCCCUUGAUAAACAGCAUAUUAUUCGAAGAGACUUACUCUCAAAUAGACAGCAACUUUGCCAUCGUGGAUUUGCUAGGCUCUAUUUUGGCGAGAUUACCUUUCAGUGAAGUGCUUCAAAUUUAUGAUAAAAAUUUCAUUGUUGAUGCCGUUUCAUCUCCUCUGCCACAGAUAACUAAGUUGGCUUUGGAUAUUUUGAAGCAGAAAAUCCUAGAAGCAAACCAAUUGCUAGAUGAGACAAAUAUCAUCUACUGCAUCGUACAUCGCUAUCUUUCUGACCAGAAUUUACCUCUAUCAGUUGUCAAUGCCACAGAGCAGUUUAUAACUGUGCUAAUCGAACUGGAUCGAAGUAUUGCAGCAUCCAAAUUAUUAACAAAGGAUUUGUGUGAUUUGUAUAAGAAUGCGAGGUAUGGGGAGGAGUCCACUUUGAAAACUCGGCUCUUGGAUUUCUCGCUCUUUAUCCUUCCAAUUAUAAAUCACCUGAACUUCCCUACGGAGAUAAUAAAAUUCUCUAGGCAAGAUAUCUUACAGAAUGAUGACCCUUUGUUUGUUGUAUUAUUAAUCAGCUUCUAUACAAAAUUGAUAGGUAACUUGGAUAACUCAUCUAUAGAAACUUUUAACGUCAUAAAGGAGCCACUCUCCGACAUAGCUAGCUUGUGGCCUUUGAGACAAUCCGAUAGCAUGAUUGGAUCAUUUUAUGCGAGUGAAAUUGUCAAUUUAUUUUCUAAAAUAUCCUAUUGUGCAUUGCAAUCGGUUAUUUCAUUUACUAAAGAAUUGAUAAGGAAGCUUGAGCUUUUCAAGUCUUACAAUCUUUAUAUCGAUUCUUUUGAUGAAGACAUAAGACUUCUUAAUAAAUUCAAUCCUGAAUUACUUGGAGGAGAAUCGUUCUACGAUGAAGUUUUGAAGAAUAUUCCAUUGUUAAGUCAAAGAUACUUUCCUAUUUUAUUGAAUGUUAUAGGAUCACUGGAAAUAUUUGACAUUUUAACAGAUAACGAUAGAUUAACUUCAAUUUCAAUUUCCAAGUUAUCGCUGGAUAUGCUAUAUAGCCUUCUAGUGAGGUUGACUAGCUAUCUGUACUCAAUUCAUUUUUUACUUAACCACUUGCCAUCUACAGUCUUUGACUAUUUGAUAGCAUCACGCUCAGAGUUAAACGAUUCAGAAAUCUGGAAGAUGAAACAAGAAGCUCUCGAGAAUUUAUUACAUUCCGGUGUUGACUUGGGAAUCUGGAAAGAAAAGUUGUUUUCGUCUUACAGUUUGAUGAAGAACGGGAGAAAGGUUCGUGAUAUUACUCCAAAUGUGGAGAUAACCGACGAGUUUAUCUGA
Priceomyces carsonii is the source of this 1464-nucleotide messenger RNA. RefSeq names its product Hsm3p (gene HSM3). The record is from RefSeq and is a predicted model, not a curated record. NCBI's taxonomy places the organism in Eukaryota, Fungi, Ascomycota, Pichiomycetes, Serinales, Debaryomycetaceae. Bases 1 to 1464 code for a protein of 487 amino acids. The transcript has a single exon.